Messenger RNA from Vigna angularis (adzuki bean), 2483 nucleotides. RefSeq lists its product as uncharacterized. The record is from RefSeq and is a predicted model, not a curated record. The coding region runs from base 545 to 2452 and encodes 635 amino acids. The transcript has 9 exons. NCBI's taxonomy places the organism in Eukaryota, Viridiplantae, Streptophyta, Magnoliopsida, Fabales, Fabaceae. Gene Ontology annotation, cellular component: RNA polymerase I transcription regulator complex. Gene Ontology annotation, biological process: transcription by RNA polymerase I.
AUAUAAUUUUUCUAUUUUUUAUGUAGGAGCUAAUUUAUAAAAACUUUUUCAUAUAAUUUUUCUAUUUUUUAUACUUUUAUAAUUAUAAUUGUUCUACUUUCUAUCUAAUAAGGUCAUAUUUGAUAAGUUAAAAGUUAUAUUUGAUGAGUUAAAAGUAUAUGACAAUUUUAACUAGAGAAAUUAUUUACCCAAACCAAGGGCUGUGAGCAUAUCAGGAGAGGCGAAACAGUGCGACCACUGAAGGAGGCACGCGGCUACCAUCGGUGACGGCGAAAUCAUGGCCAACGGCGACCGCAGGGCAAAACGCAAGCAAGGAUGAAACGCGAGCGUAGAGCUUCGUCACUCAACCUAAAUCAAAAAACCCUAAUAUGUGAGCCCUAAAUCUUCACGAACUCGCCAAAUUGAAAGCAAACUCGCGAUUUCAGUCGAGUCUACCGAUUCUACUAACGAGCCCACCGAUUCUAUACCAAAUCCGAGUUUGCUUCCGAGUUAACUCGGAAGCACUGAGUUAGCACGUAAACUUUAAUUCGCGAGUUUGAUAACCAUGGUUGGGAUAAUGCAAAAUGUCUCUAGUUUGUUAUCAAUGGAAAUUGAUGGAUCAGAUGUGGAACCCGGGACCACAACUGACGGUUCCACCGCGAAGAAAUCAAAGCGCUGUAAGAGGAAGAGUUUUAUGGUGAACGAGGAAGGGCAAAUGGGGUCGCGAGAGAAGCUGGCAAAAAAAAUCUUGUUGUCUCUUACUAGGCCUUCCUACGUCUUGGGAUUGGGUCCCAAACCUCUGAGGAAGGAAAACCGUACGAGGUUGCGCUACCUGCUGCGCAGACUCGUCAACCAGCAUCACUGGGUCGAAGCAAGUGGUGUUCUCAGUGCCUAUAUGAAGGGCACACUUAAUGAGACCUCGCCCUUCAUGAAUCGUCUUAAAUUUUGGGUUUUAAUGGAGCUUCUAAAUCGUGUGAAAAAUAAUUCUAUUAAUCCCACAAGAAUCAAGAACCUCUAUGAUAUUUGGUCGAAAAAAAUUGGAUCAAUGAAGACUUGGCCUUUACAGAGCAGAUACGCAGUCCACUUUGAGUUCAUCUUUUUCUGUCUUAUGCAAGGCAAUGCAGGGGAUGCAUACCAGCUUGCUUUAUGUAUUGAACAAAACAAAGUUGAUAUUGAUCCUGUGUUAAAGAUGAUGAUGGGGUUGACAUUCUAUGAGAUGUGGUAUUCUUCAAUCCCCAAAGAAUUCCAGUGGAGAAACUCAGACCAGUUUGACUUGCAAGAGAACUCACAUAUGGAGAUCUCAUUUACCAAUAAAACUGGACAGUCGGAGCCGUAUAAUUCAGUUGAAUCCCACAUGGCUGAGUCCCAUUGUCAACGUGAUUCAGAUGCCUCUAUCAUGAAUGAUAAGCAUAUAUCUAGGGAUGUUGUAUUCAGUGAAGACAUAGAGGUUGGUACUAAUAAAAGAGAAAAAACACAUCAGAACUUUCAACCAGAAGGUUUUUACUUAAAUUCUGAAGAGCAAAACGGAUUUGGAGACCCUUUUUCUAACAGUGGAGGUCUUACACAAGAUAUCUUACACGGCCUUGGGGGACUUGAUUUGUGGUUGCUGCCCUUGCAUUUUUCUGAUGAGAGCAAUUUGGAGGAGUUCAUGUAUUUGCAAAUAGAUCAGCCUAAUGACUAUUACAAAAAUUCAGUGAAAUAUUUGCAACUAGCUCUCAACUCAGAACCUUCUGCUUCGGCAGCAUUACUUCCAUUGGUACAGCUGUUGCUAAUUGGAGGACAAGUUGACGAGGCUCUAAAUAUGCUUGAGAAGCAGUGCUGUAAUGCAGCCUCUGUAUUGCCAUUAAGAGUGAGGGCUGCUCUCUUGGAGCGUUUUGAUCGAAACAACUCUGGCAUGCUUCUUAUCUGUUUUGAGAAUAUAUUGAAGAAGGAUCCAACAUGUAGUGAUGCCUUAGCCAAACUUAUCAAGAUGCACCAAAAUGGAGAGUAUAGUCUUGAGUCUAUGCUGGAAAUGAUUGCUUUACAUUUAGAUGCUACAGAUUCAGAACACAAUACGUGGAAGGUGUUAUCUUCAUGUUUCUUAACGCUGUAUUCCUACGAAGAAGACUGUAUGUCUUCAUGCCCCAUGCAAACCAAAAAUGGACACAAGCAACUUCGUUCCUUUGACAAAACCCCUAAAAUAUUUACGGAUGGUACAUCGGGAAAAUCUUGGUAUCUUCGCUGUAGGUGGUGGAUAACAAGACAUUUCAGCAAUAGCAAGCUAGAAUCCGAGAUUGAAUCAGAUGAUUUGCAGUUACUCACAUGCAAAGCAGCAUGUGCAUCGUAUAUGUAUGGACGCGAGUUCAGCUAUGUUGAGAAGGCUUAUUCUCAUUUAGAGAAAGAAAAUGAUAAAGAGUUGUUGUCUUUGUUGGAUAAGCACAGGGGAAAUUCAUUAGGAAUUUAUAAAAAAUUUCGAAAGAAAUUAAACAUAUAAUAUAGUAAUUUAAUUAUAUUUGGUUCCUCGA